AAAAUGCUCUUAAAAUAAUAACAAAACUUAUAACUCAAAACUAUGUAAACAUUAGUUUACAGAAUAAACUGUUGAGUUGAGACGGGAAUCUCACGAUUUAUUCAAGAUCAAAGCAUUGUGUAAACAGCGCAUCUUCUUUUUUAAUUUCCUUUUUACAUGUGAAAAAUGGUUACCAAAGCUGCGGCUGUCUUCGUGCUGUCUUUCGCUUUUGUAGGAUAUUUUCUGCAAGCGUUAUGUUGGAAACGUGGAGAGAACAGUAGAUUCUUUGAUGGGGCCGUCUUCUUUCACCGCAACUUCGCGCUUGAAACAGAUAUUUUGAAAAAGGUGAUAACUUCAGAGGAAGUUCAAUGUGGCUUUGCCUGUUUGUCCGAAAACGACUGCAUAGCACAAACGUACUGUGUCGGGUCUUGGAACGAAACUAAGGGAACGUGCUAUCUCCAUAAAAACGGAAUUAAAGACGAACAAACAGUUGGUGUUCUCGUACGAAGAGAUAGAUGCACCUUUCAACAAUACAUCGAUUUUUACGAAGCUUCCUGUUCAAGGCAAUGCCGUAAUGGAGAGCAGUGUUACUAUGACCACGACAAUAGACGAUAUGCUUGCCUCUGCGAGCCGCCUUUUUCUGGAAUGUAUUGCGAGCAGGUCAAAGCGAUAUCGUACCGCUUCACCACUCUUGGCACGACGGGCAAUUCUGGACCGGUAUCAACCGCUGGGUACGCUGACACGUCUCUAGGUGGGGCAGUUACACUCAACAAAGGAAUUCAAAUCUGGACGGUUCCAUUUACUGCAUUGUAUACCAUGACCGUGGCGGGGUCUUCAGCCGAGGACGCAUUAUUCGUAAUAGGGGGACGUGGAGCAAUAAUAACGGGGACUGUUCGACUUACGAAGGGGACUGUACUUCACCUUCUGAUUGGUCAGAGAGGCCUUAAAGAAUCUUCCGCAACUGGAGGUGGUGGUGGCACAUUCGUAGUUUACAGCGAUGAUACGCUUCUGGCAGCAGCUGGGGGUGGAGGUGGGGCAGGGGGUCAGAUUACGUCAGAAAAUGGAUCGAAUGCCCACAUUGGCAGCAACGGAACCGUGCAUGGCGGUAAAAAUGGUCAGGGUGGGCAUGUUUGCGCCAACGAAAACAACUCUGCAGGGGGAGGAGGCGGAUUUAAAGGAAACGGAAAGUGCAGUUACAAUAUUUCGUGUACCCUCCCGCGUAAAUGCCACCAGGCUGGAGAGUCUUAUUUAAAGGGUGGUCUGGGAGGUACUGGAAAUGGUUCGGGGGGUUUUGGUGGGGGUGGGGCGGCAUACAACGAAUUUCCAGGGGGUGGAGGUGGGUAUUCUGGAGGGGGUGUUUUGGUGUCAUCCUUCGGUGCUAAGGGAGGAGGGGGCGGAUCCUUCUUCACGGGUGGGUUGAAGCCAAGUAAUCAAGUAAAUACUGGUGACGGAUUCGUGCUGAUAGAUUUUGAUAGCAGCUUAAAUUAGAAACAGAAAUGCAAGCGUAUCUACUACUUUUCUGCUUUUUUUUUCUCAGAAUCCUGUAGCCAUUUGUUUCGAUUUUAUUAUUGUAACCAAGCACCGGAAAAGCACGGAAUGCAUUUGUGCAAGCCAAAGUGGUUCUAGUCCAGCUGUGACCCUCUCUAUGUCACUCCACGCUAGGGGGAGAGGGCCCCUUUCCCCCUAGCGUUGCGUGACAGAGAGAGCGCCAGAUAGGCCUUUACACAAAUAUCACGUAAAAUCGCCUGAAUAUCUUCCCGGAAAUUCUUAAAAAAUUGUCUAAAUGUCACAAAAAGUUUUCUGAAUAUCUCGAAAAACCCUCAAAAGACCUCUAAAUAUCUCGUCUUUUUGUCGGGAAAAUGCACCGAUUUUCAAUCACUUAGGCCAAAAUUUAUAUUGCAGUAGUAAGAGUUGAGGAAGAAAAUUCGGGCACUUGGAUGUUACCAGCAUCCCCCAUUUUGGAAAAUUGCUGCUUUAGCGCUUCUAUUGAUAUGGAAGAGAUUUUUGGAGUGGAAAAUGGCUGAACUGGAUUGUUUCUUGCAUAGAACUGCAUACUGUUUCAAGAAAAUAGCAAGAAAAAGAAAAGCGCUAAGCUAAAAAGAGCUAUGAUAAUUUGAAAUAUCCUUAAAUUUUCAAAAUAUCUCUGAAACUUGUAAAUAUGUCAAAAAAUAUCCGGAUGUUUUGGG
Orbicella faveolata is the source of this 2165-nucleotide messenger RNA. RefSeq lists its product as uncharacterized. Lineage: Eukaryota; Metazoa; Cnidaria; Anthozoa; Scleractinia; Merulinidae. The record is from RefSeq and is a predicted model, not a curated record.